This is a messenger RNA of Nothoprocta perdicaria, 1901 nucleotides long. It is a transcript of the gene NOP58, whose product is annotated as NOP58 ribonucleoprotein. The transcript has 15 exons. Lineage: Eukaryota; Metazoa; Chordata; Aves; Tinamiformes; Tinamidae. Gene Ontology annotation, cellular component: box C/D methylation guide snoRNP complex; small-subunit processome. The coding region runs from base 35 to 1624 and encodes 529 amino acids. Gene Ontology annotation, molecular function: snoRNA binding. The record is from RefSeq and is a predicted model, not a curated record.
GCGGCCGUUAGCGGCCGUUGGCGCCGCUGCCGCCAUGUUGGUGCUCUUCGAGACCGCCGCUGGCUACGCCAUCUUCAAGGUUCUAAAUGAGAAGAAGCUUCAAGAAGUCGACAGUUUAUGGAAAGAAUUUGAAACUCCUGAGAAAGCAAACAAAAUUGUAAAGCUGAAACACUUUGAAAAGUUUCAGGACACAACGGAAGCACUUGCUGCAUCUACAGCACUUGUAGAAGGCAAGCUCAGCAAGAACUUGAAGAAAAUUCUUAAGAAGAUAGUGGCAAAAGAUGCCCAUGAACAGCUGGCUGUAGCAGAUGCCAAACUUGGAGGUGUCAUAAAAGAUAAGCUGAAUUUGAGCUGUAUUCACAGCCCAAUGGUUACAGAGCUGAUGAGGGGAAUUCGUUCGCAGAUUGAAGGGCUUAUCACAGGCCUCCCUUCUCGGGAGAUGGCAGCUAUGUGUCUGGGCCUAGCACACAGCCUUUCCCGAUACAAGUUGAAAUUCAGCCCAGACAAAGUAGACACCAUGAUUGUCCAGGCAAUCUCCCUUCUUGAUGACCUGGACAAAGAACUGAAUAACUACAUCAUGCGCUGUAGGGAAUGGUAYGGUUGGCACUUUCCUGAACUUGGCAAAAUCAUCACAGAUAACCUAACAUACUGUAAAUGCGUGCGGAAAGUUGGAGACAGAAGAAAUUUUGCUUCUUCUGAUGUUUCUGAUAUCCUCUCGGAGGAGAUAGAAGAGGAUGUGAAGGCAGCUGCAGAGAUUUCCAUGGGGACAGAAGUAUCAGAAGAAGACAUAAACAACAUAAUUCACCUCUGUGACCAGGUGAUUGAAAUCUCGGAGUAUCGGACACAGCUGUAUGACUACCUGAAGAAUAGGAUGAUGGCCAUUGCUCCCAACCUCACUGUCAUGGUGGGUGAACUGGUUGGAGCAAGGCUCAUUGCUCAUGCAGGUUCCCUCCUGAAUCUAGCUAAGCAUCCAGCUUCGACAGUGCAGAUAUUGGGUGCUGAGAAGGCCCUCUUCAGAGCACUGAAGACCAAGCGGGAUACACCCAAGUUUGGCCUUAUCUAUCAUGCUUCCCUAGUGGGACAAACUACUGCAAAAAAUAAAGGAAAGAUCUCUCGAAUGCUGGCAGCUAAAACUGCCUUGACUAUUCGUUAUGAUGCCCUUGGAGAUGAUACCAGUGCUGAAAUGGGAGCUGAGAACAGAUUAAAAGUAGAGACAAGACUGAGGCAUUUGGAAGAGAGAGGGAUAAGGAGAAUAAGUGGCACUGGAAAAGCCUUGGCCAGGGCAGACAAGUAUCAAAAUAAGAGUGAAGUUAAGAUAUACGAUCCCUCUGGGGACUCUACGCUUCCUACUGUUCCAAAGAAACGCAAAAUUCAAGAGGUGGAAGACCAGGACGCCGGGGUUGUUGUGAAAGCAAAGAAGCUCAAAACAGAGACUAAAGAAGAGACGAAUGUAGAAGAGAGUGAACCUGUCAAAAAGAAGAAAAAGAAAAAGGAGAAGAAGAGGCAAGCAGAGGCUGAAGAUGAGGGAGCCCUGAAUGAGGAAGCAGCCACCAGCCCUACAGUUGAGAACGCAGAGAAAAAGAAGAAGAAAAAGAAGAAAGUGAAAGAGGAGGAUGAAGACUGAGGAGCUGAGGGAGACAGCCCUAUGGACAGCUGCUUCAGAGUAGUGGUUUUUAAGUAAUUUCUAUAACCUUUUGCUAAAAACUGUAAGUUCCCUAUGUUGGAAGAGGGCAAGGAGGUGGAUUUGGCAGAUAUCUUCUACCCUAGAAUGGAAUAUUUCAGUGGCUCUGCUACUUAAGAGGAUUGCUGGUGUUUUUUUGCAGUUCCUUUUAUUAAGCUCACCAUAGAUCCUCUUUUCAUAUGCAGUCUCCACUGAUAAACAAUAAAAACAGUUUUAUGGA